Molecule: messenger RNA, 2324 nt
Organism: Gossypium raimondii (Peruvian cotton)
Lineage: Eukaryota; Viridiplantae; Streptophyta; Magnoliopsida; Malvales; Malvaceae
Product: monocopper oxidase-like protein SKU5
Exons: 9
Coding region: 278-2047 (589 amino acids)
Cellular component (GO): plasma membrane
Molecular function (GO): oxidoreductase activity; copper ion binding
Source: RefSeq, a predicted model, not a curated record
UCUCUCUCUUCCUCUUAUGAAUGAUGACCGAUGACUGGUGACCGACAAUAUGUACUGGCCUCUCACUGAUUCAUCAUAAUCCUUCAUACUGUUGUUCUUUUCCCCACUAAACCAACAUCUUAUAGCCGUUUCUAUCUUUAGAGAAUCUGGACCUGCUUUCUUCUUCUCCUCUAUCUUUUGCCUAUCAGAUCAUGUAAAGCUCAGUAAAGUUGUAGCUGAGUUUUCCCUCUAAAAAUUUUGUAAUACAAGCCCAAAAGAUUCCUUUUUUCUUUGAAAAAUGGCUUUGAGUAAGUUCUUGGGUCUGUUUCUUAUCCACAUUGCUCUGCUUUCGAGCUCCUGUUUUGCUGCAGAUCCGUUUGUCUUCUAUGAUUUUGAGGUCUCUUACAUCACUGCUUCUCCUUUGGGUGUUCCUCAACAGGUUAUUGCUAUAAAUAACAAAUUUCCUGGCCCAACUAUCAAUUCAACUACUAACAACAACGUCGUCAUCAAUGUUCGAAACAAAUUGGACGAAAGUUUACUCCUACAUUGGUCUGGGAUUCAACAGAGGCGUAGUUCAUGGCAAGAUGGGUUACCAGGCACUAAUUGUCCUAUUCCCCCAAAGUGGAACUGGACUUACCAGUUUCAAGUUAAGGACCAAAUUGGGAGUUUCUUCUACUUCCCAUCACUGCACUUCCAGCGUGCGGCUGGUGGUUUUGGCGGCUUUAUCAUAAACAAUAGAGAUAUUAUCCCUAUUCCUUUUGGCUCCCCUGAUGGAGACAUUACAAUUUUGAUUGGUGAUUGGUACACACGCAACCACACGGCUUUGAGAAAGGCACUUGAUGCUGGAAAAGAUCUUGGGAUGCCGGAUGGAGUUCUUAUAAACGGCAAAGGCCCUUACCAAUAUAAUGACACUCUUGUACCUGAUGGCAUUGAUUAUGAAACGAUUGACGUCCAUCCAGGGAAGACUUACCGCCUUCGUGUGCACAAUGUGGGAAUAUCAACCUCCUUGAAUUUCAGGAUUCAGAGCCAUAAUUUGCUUCUUGCGGAAACCGAGGGAUCAUAUACGGUGCAGCAAAAUUACACUAGCUUAGACAUACACGUAGGGCAGUCGUAUUCUUUUCUGCUAACCACAGAUCAGAAUGCUAGUAGCGAUUACUACAUUGUAGCAAGUGCAAGGUUUGUGAAUGAAUCACAGUGGAAACGUGUUACCGGUGUUGCCAUUUUGCGUUAUUCUAAUUCCAAAGGAAAGGCAGCUGGUCCCCUCCCUGAUCCGCCGCAGGAUGAAUAUGACAAAACCUUUUCAAUGAACCAAGCAAGAUCUAUCAGAUGGAAUGUAUCUGCCAGUGGUGCUCGCCCUAACCCACAGGGAUCAUUUAGAUAUGGUUCAAUCAAUGUGACUGAAAUUUUUGUGCUAAAAAACAAGCCACCGGUAACUAUUGAUGGGAAAAGACGAACAACUCUCAGUGGGAUAUCGUUUGUCAAUCCUGCUACACCUAUCCGGCUUGCUGACCAGUUCAAGGUUAAGGGAGUAUAUAAGCUUGAUUUUCCAAGUAGACCACUUACAGGGCCACCUAAAAUGGAGACAUCGGUAAUCAAUGGAACAUUUAGGGGAUUUAUGGAAGUCAUCCUACAGAACAAUGACACCAAGGUGCAGACCUAUCACCUGAGCGGAUAUGCAUUUUUUGUUGUCGGAAUGGAUUAUGGUGAGUGGUCAGAAAAUAGCAGGGGAACAUAUAACAAGUGGGAUGGCAUUGCCCGCUCCACAACACAGGUUUAUCCCGGGGCUUGGACAGCAAUCUUGAUAUCGCUUGACAAUGUUGGAGUCUGGAACCUUAGGACAGAAAACCUAGACUCAUGGUAUCUUGGCCAAGAAACAUAUAUCAGGGUCGUGAAUCCGGAGGUUACGAACAAAACCGAAUUGCCUAUGCCAGACAAUGUCCUCUAUUGUGGUGCCCUCAGCAAAAGGCAGAAGCCACAGGAUAUCUCUUUCGCCACAUCAAUCACAACCAGUAGCUGGAAACUGUUCCUCGCGGUGCUAAUGGUUGCCUCUGCACUACUUUUCCACUAGGUUUUUUUCCUUUGGGGGUGUCGGUGUAGAUCCUAGCUGCUUCCCACGUAAGGUUUGGGGCUGUGUCUUAAUUUAGGUGUGUAAGUGUUAGUCUUGUUGAUAUGAAUCUUGGGUGAUUUUGACAUGUAUUUUUUUUUUUUUGGUUCCACAAAGUUGAUAAUGCUCCCGGGGUUCCUUGUUUAAUGUUCAGUGGGGAUAUCAUUCUUUCAAUACCCAUAAUUUAUGUCCUGAAUGACAAUUCAUCAAAUUUCAAUACAAUUUAACUUCGUGUCUAAAA